Messenger RNA from Populus euphratica (Euphrates poplar), 2967 nucleotides. Its product is annotated as protein transport protein SEC23-like. Gene Ontology annotation, molecular function: zinc ion binding; GTPase activator activity. Gene Ontology annotation, biological process: COPII-coated vesicle cargo loading; intracellular protein transport; COPII-coated vesicle budding. The transcript is spliced from 12 exons. The coding region runs from base 194 to 2527 and encodes 777 amino acids. NCBI's taxonomy places the organism in Eukaryota, Viridiplantae, Streptophyta, Magnoliopsida, Malpighiales, Salicaceae. Gene Ontology annotation, cellular component: endoplasmic reticulum exit site; COPII vesicle coat. The record is from RefSeq and is a predicted model, not a curated record.
UCCUCCAAAAAUAAAACGUAAAACAAACAAGCCUCCCUCUCUCCAAAAACCUCCCUCUCCUCCACCUACGUUAACUUCCUCGUUCUACCCGGUGACGCCCUCCACCUCCUCCGCCGGGGUCGCCACCCAAAAUCAUCAAAACCCAAAAUUCUCCCAAACCCCAUAAUUUCAAUCACUUCAAAUCGAAUCCACCAUGUCAGAAAUCCCAAACGCAGAUCCAGAAGGCAUUGAUUCAGUUCGGAUGACAUGGAACAACUGGCCCAGAACCAAAGUCGAAGCUUCCAAAUGCGUCAUCCCUUUAGCCGCAUCAAUCUCCCCUAUUCGUUCUAACCCAGAAAUCCCAACUCUACCUUACCUUCCUCUCCGUUGCAAAACCUGCACAUCCAUCAUGAAUUGCUUCUCGCGCGUUGAUUUCACUGCCAAGAUCUGGAUCUGCCCUUUCUGCUUCCAACGCAACCAUUUUCCUCCAAAUUAUUCCAUGAUCUCGGAGACCAAUCUUCCUGCUGAGUUGUACAGCCAGUAUACGACAAUAGAGUAUACUAUUGGUGACAAGAAUCAUAAUCCAGUUGGGGAAUUUGAUGUUAAGUCGGCGUUUGUGUUUGUUUUGGAUACUUGUAUGAUCGAGGAGGAGUUUGAGUAUGUAAAAUCGGAGGUUAAGAGGGCAGUUGGGUUGUUGCCGGAGAAUGCAAUGGUGGGUUUUGUGACUUUUGGGACACAAGUGCAAGUUCAUGAAUUGGGGUUUAGUGAUAUGUCCAAAGUAUAUGUUUUUAGAGGGACUAAAGAGAUUAGUAAAGAUCAGAUUAUGGAGCAGUUAGGUAUUGGUGGUGCUGGCAGGAGGAAUGUUCCUGGUGGUGCUGUUGGUGUUGGUGGGUAUCAGCAGCAGAGGGGGAUGCCAAUGCAGAAUUCGGGUGUGAGCCGGUUUUUGUUGCCAGCUUCUGACUGUGAAUUUACGCUCAAUUCGCUCUUGGAUGAGUUGCAAACAGAUCAGUGGCCGGUGGCACCAGGAAAUCGGCCUUCAAGAUGUACUGGAGUAGCAUUGAGUGUUGCAGCUGGACUGCUGGGAGCUUGUUUGCCUGGGACCGGAGCUAGAAUUGUAGCUUUAGUUGGUGGUCCUUGCACCGAAGGGCCAGGAGCGAUUAUAUCAAAAGAUCUGUCUGAUCCUGUACGUUCCCACAAGGAUCUUGAUAAGGAUGCAGCACCGUAUUUUAAGAAAGCAGUCAAAUUUUAUGAUAGUCUUGCAAAGCAGCUUGUCAGCCAGGGUCAUGUUUUGGACCUUUUUGCCUCUGCUCUAGAUCAGGUUGGGGUUGCAGAAAUGAAAGUUGCAGUAGAAAGAACUGGUGGUCUUGUUGUUCUCUCAGAAAGUUUCGGACAUUCUGUAUUUAAGGACUCCUUUAAGCGUGUAUUUGAUUCAGGGGAAAAGUCUCUUGGCCUCUGUUUCAAUGGAACACUCGAGAUUAACUGUUCAAAGGACAUCAAAAUUCAGGGGAUUAUUGGACCUUGCACCUCUUUGGAGAAGAAAGGACCAAGUGUUGCUGAUACAGUCAUUGGUGAGGGGAAUACAACAGCUUGGAAGAUGUGUGGCCUUGACAAGAGUACUUGUUUUACUGUCUUCUUUGAUAUUUCAUCAAGUGAAAAAUCAAAUGCUCCUGGAAGUGCAAAUCCACAGCUAUACUUACAGUUUCUUACAAGUUAUCAAAAUCCUGAGGGUUUGACAUUGCUUCGGGUCACAACUGUCACUAGAAGAUGGGUAGAUAGUGCUGUUAACUCAGAGGAAUUAGUACAAGGUUUUGACCAAGAGACCGCAGCUGUGGUAAUGGCGAGAUUCACAUCCCUGAAAAUGGAGUCAGAGGAAGGAUUUGAUGCCACUAGGUGGCUAGACCGAAAUCUCAUUCGCUUCUGUUCCAAAUUUGGUGAAUACCGGAAGGAUGAUCCGUCAUCUUUUACAUUGAACUCGUUUUUCUCUUUCUUUCCUCAGUUUAUGUUUAAUCUGCGAAGAUCACAAUUUAUACAGGUUUUCAAUAACAGCCCAGAUGAGACAGCUUAUUUCCGCAUGUUGUUGAACCGUGAAAACAUUACCAAUGCUGCUGUCAUGAUUCAACCAUCACUAAUAUCAUAUUCAUUUAACUCACUGCCUCAACCUGCGUUAUUGGAUGUUGCUUCUAUUGGAGCUGACCGGAUUCUCUUACUGGAUUCAUACUUUAGUGUUGUCAUAUUUCAUGGAAUGACAAUAGCUCAAUGGCGUAACUUGGGUUACCAGAAUCAGCCAGAGCACCAGGUGUUUGCACAGCUAUUGCAAGCACCCAAAGACGAUGCCCAAGCGAUCAUUCAUGAACGUUUUCCCGUUCCUAGAUUGGUGGUGUGUGAUCAGCAUGGAUCCCAGGCAAGGUUCUUAUUGGCAAAGCUGAACCCGUCAGCUACAUACAAUAAUGCCAAUGAGAUGGCUGCUGGGUCAGAUAUAAUAUUCACGGAUGAUGUGAGCCUUCAAGUUUUCUUCGAGCAUCUUCAGAGGUUAGCUGUGCAGUCUUGACUGUAGAUUUCAUCGAUAGGUUUUGAGUGUGGAGAAGUUCCCUUGAGUGUGAGAUCUGUAUCCCUUUGUCUUCCGCUCCAUCCUUUCUUUCCAUUGUUUUAAGUGCAGAGGAUGGAACCCCACGUUCAAAAAUAAUGAAAGCUUACAUUCUUUGGGGGUGUCGGGGAGGUAUUUGCUCCCUUUAAACAUUAAGGAACAUGGAGUUCGUUGAGUAGUUCUAGGGAAAGAAAAGGAUACUGAAGUGAGAGUUGGAGGGAUCCCUUUAUCAAUAUCGGGAAGAUGAAAAACAUAUUUUGACAGAAUUUUUUUCUUGUUUCUUCUUUUCUUUUGUAUUCACUCAGGUCAAAUAUGUCUUGUAUUGAGAUUUUAAGUUAUAUACUGAAAUGGGAUUGUUGAUGCUCCUAGGUUGAAAAAGUUCAGGGACUGGACAUUUCUUUUUU